Myripristis murdjan (pinecone soldierfish) is the source of this 1078-nucleotide messenger RNA. Its product is annotated as D-beta-hydroxybutyrate dehydrogenase, mitochondrial-like. The coding region runs from base 1 to 1008 and encodes 335 amino acids. The record is from RefSeq and is a predicted model, not a curated record. Gene Ontology annotation, molecular function: oxidoreductase activity. NCBI's taxonomy places the organism in Eukaryota, Metazoa, Chordata, Actinopteri, Holocentriformes, Holocentridae. The transcript has 4 exons. Gene Ontology annotation, biological process: steroid metabolic process. Gene Ontology annotation, cellular component: intracellular membrane-bounded organelle.
AUGGCCAGAGAUCUCUCCAUCAGCGAAAUCAUCGGCAUCAUUUCCACAUCUGCCGUCUUUCUCUUGGUCAUUGCCAACCUUGUUUCCCGCCGUCGUAGAGGCCAGAUACAGGAUGGUUCUGGCCGCGCAGUCUUGAUAACGGGCUGUGACAGUGGCUUCGGACACCACCUCGCUCGGCAUCUGGACACCCAAGGGUUUGUUGUCUUUGCUGGUUGCCUGUUUCCAGAAGGUGCCGGAGCCCAGAGCCUGUCAAGAGAAAGCUCCAGCAACCUGAAGAUCCUCAAGCUGGACGUCACCAGUGAUGACGAUGUGCAGCAGGCGAAGAGGAUAGUCCAGGACAAUCUACCAGAGAAGGGCCUGUGGGCAGUUGUGAACAAUGCCGGCAUUUCUGAUUGGGCAGAGAUAGAAUGGAGCACCAUUGAAGAUUUUCGCCAUAUGGUUGAUGUCAACCUUUUUGGCUGCAUCAGGACUUCAAUUGCUUUUCUACCGAUGGUUCGAGCCUCCAAAGGGCGGAUGGUUUAUGUGUCAAGCAUCUUUGCAUUUUUCAGCUGCCUGAACAUGGGAGCCUACAGUGUGUCAAAGAGAGGACUGGAGGCAUUUGCAGAUUGCUUAAGGGUUGAAAUGGCCAGUUUUGGUGUUGAGGUCAGCAUCAUCCAGCCAGGUAAUUUUGGCCAAGCUACCAAUAUUGUGAGGAUGAAAAUGGCUCAGGACAUCUGGACAAAACUUGAUGAAGAGCACAAGCAAAUGUUCAACCAGAGUUACAUUGAGCUGGCCAAUGACUACUUCACUUCAACGUGCAAGGCCGGCUUCAAAAAUGCUGACUCGGUUGUUGAUGCGAUGGUACAUGCCAUCACAUCACCACGACCUAAAUACAGAUACCUGCUUGUCUCCACAACUGAUAUGUUUUUCUUUAAGGCCUUUCCUUAUCUUCCCACCUUUCUCGCUGAUGCUGUGUUUUCCCUCAGCCCCAUGUACAACAAAAGAAAAGCAAUGCUUUAUUCUCAGUAGAAAAACUACUUCAGUCACCAGCAAGCCUUUUAUUAUUUUAUGACUCUGGGCCAUUGCAAUAGCAUAAUGA